Aspergillus fischeri NRRL 181 is the source of this 744-nucleotide messenger RNA. Its product is annotated as copper chaperone CCS1. The transcript has 4 exons. The record is from RefSeq and is a predicted model, not a curated record. Gene Ontology annotation, biological process: removal of superoxide radicals. Gene Ontology annotation, cellular component: cytoplasm. NCBI's taxonomy places the organism in Eukaryota, Fungi, Ascomycota, Eurotiomycetes, Eurotiales, Aspergillaceae. Gene Ontology annotation, molecular function: superoxide dismutase copper chaperone activity; copper ion binding. Bases 1 to 744 code for a protein of 247 amino acids.
AUGAUUGAGCCGUUCCAGACCACCUUCGCGGUGCCCAUGACCUGCGAAAGCUGUGUCAAAGAUGUAUCAAACUCGCUUUAUAAAGUUGAAGGCGUCAAGAAGGUGGAAGCGAAUCUUAAAGACCAGCUCGUCUUUAUCGAGGGCACAGCGCCGCCUAGCUCGAUAGUCACUGCCAUUCAAGCUACUGGUCGAGAUGCGAUUCUACGUGGAAGCGGCACAUCAAACAGUUCUGCCGUCUGCAUAUUAGAGACGCACUCGACGACCGUACCGAAUAAGAUCCGUGGACUGGCACGCAUGGUACAGGUGUCCCCGAACAUGACUCUGGUAGAUCUGACAAUCAACGGGCUGGCACCGGGAAAAUACUGGGCGACUGUCCGGGAAGCGGGGGAUAUCUCGCGAGGCGCAGAGUCUACUGGGGGUAUCUGGGAGGCUUUGAAGGCUAAGGUGAUGGGUUCCGAGGCGCCCAAGGAGCCGCGCGGCGUGUUUGGGAGUGUGGAUGUGGAUAAGAACGGGCGGGGGAAUGUCUUCUUGGAUCGACCGGUGGCGAUUUGGGAGCUGAUUGGGCGGAGUAUGGUCGUAUCCAAGAGUCAGGAAGGCCCAUUUCAACGAGAGGACCCUGAUACAUUGGUCGGCGUGAUCGCUCGCAGUGCGGGUGUGUGGGAUAACGACAAGACGGUCUGCUCAUGUUCGGGAAAGAAUGUAUGGCAGGAGCGCCAGGAACAGGUCUCUCAGGGAAUGGUGUAG